AUGAAGCUCUUUAAACUCGCAGCGCUGGCCGCUUCACUUCUUCUCGAAUAUGACUAUAUCGUCGUCGGCAGCGGAGCUGGAGGGCCACUCGCUUGUCGACUGGCUAUCGCGGGCCACAAAACCCUUCUCAUCGAAGCUAGAAACGAUCAAAAUGGGAAUGCUAACAUCUCAGUCUCAGGACUAAACCCUCCUUCAGGUGCGAAGCCCCUCGGAAUUCUGUACCCAUGCGCUGACAAUUCGUGGGCAGCAACGAACAUGAAUCAGUAUCUCAACAAAGUUUAUGAGUUGUUCCCAGUCAAGCCUACAUACCCAACCAUCCAAUUGUUGGACUUGAAGCUCACGCAGCAUCCGGUUUCUGGAGCAGCGGCCAUGGGAGUUGGACCAGACCCGACUGCUGCAGUGACUGGCCUUGCAAACACCCUUCUCAAAGACCUAACAGCAGAUUUCUUUCAGAUCCCUCUCAAUAUGAAGAAUGGCGCACGCACAGCAGUCCGGGACUUCAUUGCUGACACCGUUCAGGAAACAUAUCUACUCACUGUGACCCAAAACUGUCAUAUCACCAACAAUACGUUCGACACAUCCGGCGGCACUCCUAAAGCAACCGGCGUUAACUCCUUAGCCAGCAAUAACCUCUACUACGGAAGUCCUCUUAGUGUUGGUCAGGGAGCGUCAAGUUUAGCAACCGCAUCGAAGGAGGUGAUUAUUCCUGGAGGAGCCUUCAACACCCCACAACUGCUUAAACUAAGUGGCAUCGAACCAGCCGACGAACUGAGAAGAUGCACUUUCGAUUCGAAGCCAGAUGGUGCCUGCUUGACUAGGUGGCAGAACAAUCCCUAUAUUCUGGCAGCGAGAGGAGUAUAUUCAACGAACGACCUUCCAAGGGCAAUUGUCGCUCGUCCAAACUAUGCCUCCACUACCGAUAUUGACCUCUUCAUCUUUGGAGGACCUGUUGACUUCACAGGCUACUUCCCUGAUUGGAAUGAGACGGCUGUAGCUGAUCACAAACACUGGUCUUGGUACAACCUCAAAGUACACACUUGCAGCCGCGCUGGAACUGUGAAGCUGCGAAUCCCUGGCGGCGAUACAUUUGUUGAAGAGGAACCUGGACCAUCCGUGCAGCCCAGCGAGGACAUUGGCCACUACAUCAAAGACAGAGCAUGGAGUCUUCACGCGGCAUGCACAGCAGCGACCAGUGCCGAUAGUGAUUCAAAUGCGGUGCUUGAUUCGAACUUCAGGAUUCGCGGUGUACAGAACUUUCAUGUGGUCGAUGCGAGCGUUUUCCCACGAAUCCACGGAGUCUUCAUUCAAGCCCCUAUUUUCAUGAUAAGCGAGAAGGCUGUUGAUGUUAUUUUAAACGGGUAGGAAAAUAGGGUAUUUUUGUCGUUGUUAUGUUGUCAGCAGGAAGAAUGAACAGAAACAUGUUAAAUGAGGGAUCCCGAAAGCCG
This is a messenger RNA of Hyaloscypha bicolor E, 1445 nucleotides long. Its product is annotated as GMC oxidoreductase. Gene Ontology annotation, molecular function: oxidoreductase activity, acting on CH-OH group of donors; flavin adenine dinucleotide binding. Lineage: Eukaryota; Fungi; Ascomycota; Leotiomycetes; Helotiales; Hyaloscyphaceae. Bases 1 to 1362 code for a protein of 453 amino acids. The record is from RefSeq and is a predicted model, not a curated record. The transcript is spliced from 7 exons.